This is a messenger RNA of Vitis vinifera (wine grape), 567 nucleotides long. Its product is annotated as embryo-specific protein ATS3A. The transcript has a single exon. The record is from RefSeq and is a predicted model, not a curated record. Gene Ontology annotation, molecular function: protein binding. Lineage: Eukaryota; Viridiplantae; Streptophyta; Magnoliopsida; Vitales; Vitaceae. Bases 1 to 567 code for a protein of 188 amino acids.
AUGAUACAACUCUCAGUAGAGCAAACUAUAAUACUCAUCUUCCUCACCAUUGUCACCAUCACUUCUUCCGCAGCCGACAGACUCCAACCCACCUCCCAUGUCCUCCAGGCUUCCCCGGGAAACUGCUCAUACUCAAUUGAGAUUGAGACAACCUGUGCACCAUCUGCCGAGACAACCGAUCGCAUUAGUGUUAGGUUCAGUGACAUGGCAGGGAAUCUAGUCAUAGUGAAGCACCUGAAGAACCCAAAGUUGUUAUAUGCUCCAAGAGGUAUGAAGAAUCCAGGUGGUGUGUACGGUGGUUUCCAGCGUUGCGCCAUAGACAUGUUUGAGGCCAGUGGAGCAUGCAUGAGCCAUAUCGUGUGCUCACUGUACCUUAAGAAAUUCGGGUCAGAUGGAUGGAGACCUGGUUGGGUGAAGGUACUCCACCGAUGGGAUGAUGGGCGUUUAGCACCAGUGUCACACACAUUCUACUUUAGGACCUUUGUGCCAGAAAAUGUAUGGUAUGGGUUUGAUUAUUGUCGCUCCAGAGGGGGCCUUACGCCUCAUAUUGCAAGUUUUAAUGGUUAG